AUGACGGACGAAAGCUUAGCACCUUUUCACCGGAAUCGAAGGAGAUUGCCUUGGAAACAGCGUCUGCAUGAAUGCUCCGGUAAAGCCAAUCGACAGCUGGUCAAGAGGAAUCGGCCGUCGUCUUCUGGUGCAACCAAACUUCGAAUCUCUUCACGCAACACUUCCACUCGAAAUGGCAGUCGGCAAGGUGACCAAUUACAGCCACCCUCUUCAGUCGAUGGGGGUCGUUGCCUCUUCCUCUAUUUGUACUUUCACCAGGGCACACGAGGUCAGCCCGAGGGGGAUGAGUGGCAAUUCACAUUCGUCACGGACCCCGGUUACCGACGUCCGGGCUGCCGUCAGAAGUACAUGUAA
This is a messenger RNA of Protopolystoma xenopodis, 354 nucleotides long. NCBI's taxonomy places the organism in Eukaryota, Metazoa, Platyhelminthes, Monogenea, Polystomatidea, Polystomatidae. The record is from the annotation of a GenBank genome assembly.